UCAUAAGUCAAAAAACAGCGUUCUGACCUCUGCCCUGGGACUUCCUGAUCCUCCUCCUCUUAUAAAUACAAGGGCAAAGCUGGCAUCCUGGGAGCCAGGAAGCAGUGAGCCCAGGAGUCCUCGGCCAGCCCUGCCUGCCCACCAGGAGGAUGAAGGUCUCCGUGGCUGUCCUCUCCUGCCUCAUGUUUGUUACUGCCCUUGGAUCCCAGGCCCAGGUCACAGAUGAUGCCGAGACAGGGUUCAUGAUGUCAAAGCUUUCACUGGCAAAUCCAGAAGUUCUGGACAGCUUUCACGCUAUGAAAAAUGCUGACUGCUGCACCUCCUACAUCCCAGGAAGCAUCCCAUGUUCACUCUUGAAGAGUUACCUUGAAACGAGCAGCAAGUGCCCCAAGCCGGGUGUCAUCUUCCUCACCAAGAACGGGCGACGUUUAUGUGUCAGUCCCAGUAAUAAGCAAGUUCUGGCUUGCAGGAUAAUGCUGAAGCUGGCCACACAGAUCAAGGCCAGGAAGAACUGAACUUGUCAAGGCGAAGGGACGCAAGUUGCCAGCUACCAACUUUCUUGCCUCAACUACCUUCCUGAAUUAUUUUUUUAAGAAGCAUUUAUUCUUGUGUUCUGGAUUUAAAGCAAUUCAUCUAAUAAAGAGUUUCUCACUUUU
This is a messenger RNA of Chlorocebus sabaeus (green monkey), 656 nucleotides long. RefSeq names its product C-C motif chemokine 23. Gene Ontology annotation, cellular component: extracellular region. The record is from RefSeq and is a predicted model, not a curated record. Gene Ontology annotation, biological process: positive regulation of GTPase activity; inflammatory response; cell chemotaxis. Gene Ontology annotation, molecular function: chemokine activity; CCR chemokine receptor binding. Lineage: Eukaryota; Metazoa; Chordata; Mammalia; Primates; Cercopithecidae.